CCUCCGUACGGCGGGAUGGCGGCGGCGCCGCGGUCCGGGGGGCGGCGGCGGCCUGGAGCUGUCCUGCUACGGCUGCUGGCGGUGCUGCUGCUGGCGGGCGCGGCGGGCGCCGGGCAGCGCUCCAAAUGGCGGCUGCCUGUGCUCCUGGGGAAGAAGUUUAGCUUUGGGAAGAUUCUCUUCAGCAACACCACCAUUUUCCUGAGAUUUGAAGGAGAUGAAAAAGCUUGUGAACCCUCACAGGGUUUCAAUGUUACUUGGUACUUAAGAUACUCUGACUGCUACAAUGAAGUCUUCAACUUCGGGGAUGAACAAGCAGAUAACUAUUUUGGGACUACAGCUGAAGAGCAUCCCGGUUGGUCAGGAUACUAUGCCACUGCUUCUCUCCUCUUUCUUAACUGCUCUGAGCUCUUCAGGCCUCAGAUUUUCUAUAAAGAAUUUGUUCAUCCAGAGCCUCUCUCUCCUGAGAAACAAGAGGGCUUAAAAGAGAAGAAGGAGAGUGCAGGAAAUCACACGAUGGUGACAGAUAAAACUGCAUUGAAUGCUGUUAUCAAAACUUGGCGAGAUGGGCCAUAUAUAUUUAUUGUGCAAAUUGCACUUAUAACUGCAAAGGAUUCUACUGCCAGACUUAAAAGAGCUGAGAGAACAACACCUUCCACAUAUCAGAACAAGCUCUUUACAAUGACAGUAGAACUGAAGGGGCCAUAUGAGUAUCUUUCACUUGCAGACUACCCUCUGAUGAUUUUUUUCAUGGUGAUGUGUAUUGUGUACGUAUUCUUUGGGGUUCUGUGGCUUGCGUGGUCAGCCUGUUACUGGCGGGAUCUCCUGAGGAUCCAGUUCUGGAUUGGUGCUGUUAUCUUCCUGGGAAUGCUCGAGAAAGCGGUUUUCUAUGCUGAGUUCCAGAACAUCCGCUACACGGGCGAAUCCGUUCAAGGAGCAGUAAUACUUGCAGAACUUCUUUCUGCUGUGAAGCGCUCAUUGGCUCGAACUCUGGUCAUCAUAGUCAGCCUGGGAUAUGGGAUAGUCAAGCCUCGCCUUGGAGUGACUCUUCACAAAGUAGUUAUGGCUGGAGCCCUUUAUCUGUUAUUUUCUGGCAUGGAAGGUGUUCUUAGAGUCACAGGGUUUUUCUAUGACACUGUGGCUCUGAUAGCAAACUUGGCCCUGUCCAUGAUUGAUGCCUGUAUUAUUUUGUGGAUAUUCAUCAGCUUGACUCAAACAAUGAAGCUGCUAAAACUUCGAAGGAAUGUUGUGAAACUGUCUUUGUAUCGGCACUUCACCAACACACUCAUCUUGGCGGUAGCAGCAUCUAUUGUAUUCAUCAUCUGGACAACCAUGAAGUUCAGGCUGGUGGACUGUCAGUCGGACUGGCAAGAGCUAUGGGUGGAUGAUGCCAUCUGGCGUUUAUUGUUUUCAAUGAUCCUUUUUGUCAUCAUGAUUCUGUGGAGACCAUCUGCUAACAACCAAAGGUUUGCUUUCUCACCACUGUCAGAAGAGGAGGAUGAUGAUGAGCAGAAAGAGCCAAUGUUAAAGGAAAGCUUUGAGGGAAUGAAAAUGAGAAGUACAAAGCAAGAACCAAACGGGAAUGUAAAAGCAAACAAAGUUCAAGAGGAUGACCUGAAGUGGGUAGAAGAGAACGUUCCUUCAUCAGUGACAGAUGUUGCUCUUCCAGCUCUUCUGGAUUCAGAUGAGGAAAGAAUGAUUACCCACUUCGAAAGGUCCAAAAUGGAAUGAAGGAAGUGCUCUUGGAAGUGGAGACACCUCUUUUAAAGUUGCUUGGUGGAGCAAGUGCAUCCUGCUGAUUUGUGUCUUGAUCUCAGCCUUGAAAGUUUGAUGCUUUAAUGUCAUGGAGGGUGUCUUGCUGUGGAGGAAGUUCACAAGGACAUUAUAAACCUUUUGGAAAUUUGAAUUUAAAGUUGCUGCAAGUUUGGAUUUUUAAGCAAUUGACAUGUGUACUAUUCCAGCACCUUCUGUAACUUUUCAAAUAUUUAAUCUGUGAAACUAAAAUUCCUAAUGUCUGCUUGA
Messenger RNA from Parus major (Great Tit), 2019 nucleotides. RefSeq names its product transmembrane protein 87A (gene TMEM87A). NCBI's taxonomy places the organism in Eukaryota, Metazoa, Chordata, Aves, Passeriformes, Paridae. Bases 16 to 1728 code for a protein of 570 amino acids. Gene Ontology annotation, biological process: retrograde transport, endosome to Golgi. Gene Ontology annotation, cellular component: Golgi cisterna membrane; Golgi apparatus. The transcript is spliced from 20 exons. The record is from RefSeq and is a predicted model, not a curated record.